Messenger RNA from Aspergillus saccharolyticus JOP 1030-1, 2715 nucleotides. RefSeq names its product P-loop containing nucleoside triphosphate hydrolase protein. NCBI's taxonomy places the organism in Eukaryota, Fungi, Ascomycota, Eurotiomycetes, Eurotiales, Aspergillaceae. The transcript has 7 exons. The annotation marks the transcript as partial. Gene Ontology annotation, molecular function: ATP binding; ATP hydrolysis activity. The record is from RefSeq and is a predicted model, not a curated record.
AUGUUCAGACCAGAAACCUACUCUGAUCGAAGCAAUCAGUCGUACUACUUGGACCGAGUCACCGACCCGAUCACCACCGAUGUGGCCCAGCUGCAUGAGCGGAGGAAAGUGAUGAUGGGCAUUGUCGAGGCCGAGCUGAAAUGGAUGAAAAAUGAAGACGAUGCUUACUCGACAGUGAUCAAGGAGAAGCAGGACUUGAAGACCGAGAACACCCAAUUGACCGAGCGGCUGAACAUGCUGGAGGCCUCAGUGCGCCAGUGGAAUCCCAGUCUCCUCCCGGCGGAAAAGGAUCCCAAGCAGGGCCGGGGAAAACCCCUCAACAGAGCAACAGAAGCAGCAGCCGACGACGACGACGACGACGACGAUGCGUCGCAGGGUUCCUCCGAGUGGGCGACGGCGAAGCUGAAUCGGGUCGAAUGGGCCUCUUUCUCCACCCCCUAUCAUCAAGCAAAAGAGACCUUUGCAAUCGAUGUCCUCGAGGGCGAGCCAGUCAUCAGCUUCAUGUCCUACUACCGACCAUGGUGGACGAUGAACAAAAGCGUUCCGCAGGAGAAAAAAGCCCCCGCAGCAACUAAGAAGCGACUCUACCCCCCCGGUCAGGGACCAAUGCCCGAGCGAAUUCGCAUCAACUCCCGCCAUAUCCUCAAGAUCUUGCAGAAACUGGACCCGGAGCACUUCACUGACGAAGACGAGAUGCUGGUCAUGAUUCGACCUUUUAAAGCCCUCGUGUUAUUUGAAGAACAGAUCCGCCAGAUCCACACAGUGCUCGUGGAGAAGCACCGGGGGAACAAAUCCGAACCGGCAGACCCGGAGGAAGAGCAGAAAACAGCUGAAAAAGAAGAGAACCCGAGCCCUCCCAGCAGCCCAACGUCGGCCGCAACCCCAGAAGAAAGCCAAGAGGGCGAAGGUAACCCCGUCAACGAAGUCCUCAAAGAUGAGUUCACCUCGUCGGAGACGGCCCUCGAUCAACUGCAAGUCUUGGUAGACUUCCUGGACCACGACCUCAAAGCCAAGAUGGACUACGUGCGCAGCGAUCAGUGCCAUCGGGUGUCUUACGACGAUGUCUGGUAUCUCUUCCGACCGGGCGAUGAGGUGGUCGACCAGGGAGGCAAGCAAGCAUACCGCAUUAUUGGGGUCACCAGCUCGCCGCACAAAGUCACUUCUCCCUAUCGGAACUGGGAGACGUCCAGCAAGGAUGAACCCACCGUGAUGCUUCAAUGUGCGCACGUGGACUUUGACGGCAAAUUUCUGGGACCGGUGCUGCAGACAUUUCGGAUUGCACGAUUUGACGGAGAGAAAGCCAUCACAUCGCUGCGUGUCUUCCCCUUGCGACUCGCCGGGACUCGAGCAGGCAAUCUGGCCAGCACGGUGGAUGUUCGCCAGCAGCUAAUUGACCGUGGAAAGAUGUUCAUCAAAGUCCUGGCCAAGAAGCACAUGCAUUACAGUGGCCUGACGCUCGAGACCCGCGAUGAGGUAGACGGACAGGUUGUGAUCGACUUCGAGAAAGCCUUUGAAAGGGAAGAAGAGUUGGAGAAGGUAUGGCGGCCCAAGAUCAAGAGUCUCAUUAGUAUCGAGGUCCCCGACUCGUCCGACUCUGACUGCACAGCUGCGUGUUGCGCCAGAGACCGUGUCCAUAAGGAUAUGUAUGCUGAACACAAGCGCAAUGAGCACUAUCGCAAUAGUCUGAUCCCGGAGGAGCUGGGCCAGCAGCCUUCCGUCGCCAUUUAUCCCCGUGCGAAGGAUUCCCCAUCAUCCAAUGACGCCCUCUCGGACGACGAUUAUGUGAUUAUGAGUUUUCGUGUCUUUGGGUUCAGUUUGCGAAGUCGCAAAUGGGAAAAGCUUGACCUCACGCAUCUCAGCUAUAUCCGCGGCAUUCGGGAGGGCCACAAGAAGAUGCUGCUCUCCCUGGUGGCGCAACACUAUCGAGACAAGGAAUCCCCAACGGCUGCCAAUGAGCAGGUCGAUAUCGUGCGCGGGAAAGGCAAGGGACUCAUCAUUCUCCUUCACGGCGCCCCGGGGGUGGGCAAGACCACAACAGCAGGUGACCUGGGAACUACAGCGGAGAGCGUAGAGAAUGCUCUGGAAACGAACUUCGCCCUAGCUCAUCGAUGGGGCUGUAUUCUCCUGUUGGACGAGGCCGACGUGUUUCUGGCCAAACGGACACCGCAGGAUUUCAAGCGAAACGGCUUGGUAUCUGUCUUCCUGCGAGUGCUCGAAUACUAUGCCGGAAUCCUAUUCCUCACCACCAACCGCAUCGGAGACUUCGACGAGGCAUUCGGAUCCCGUAUCCAUAUCAGUCUGCACUACCCUCAACUGACCCUCCCGGCAACCAGGGAGAUCUUCUUAUUAAACAUGAGGCUCAUCCAGCAGCGGUUCACGGAGAAGAAGCGCAACAUCACCAUCGACCGGGAUGCUAUUCUGGCGCACGUCGAGAAGUACUGGAAGACGCACAAGAAGAUGCGCUGGAAUGGGCGACAGAUCCGCAACGCGUGUCAGACUGCAUUAGCCCUGGCCGAGUUUGAGGCUGGCGGCGGCAGUCAUGAGAAGAUCAUCGACCCCACGGCGGAGGUCAGACUCAGCGUCACGCACCUGGAAACUGUCUCCAAGGCCUAUUUUGAGUUCAUGCAGUAUCUGAAAAAACUCUACAAGGUUGAUCAAGAUCGGCUGGCCCAGCGACGAGGCGUUCGUGCCCGCGAGCUAGACGAUAAGAAGAUG